Molecule: messenger RNA, 1834 nt
Organism: Ostrinia nubilalis (European corn borer)
Lineage: Eukaryota; Metazoa; Arthropoda; Insecta; Lepidoptera; Crambidae
Product: intermembrane lipid transfer protein Vps13-like
Exons: 9
Coding region: 251-1834 (527 amino acids)
Biological process (GO): protein targeting to vacuole; protein retention in Golgi apparatus
Cellular component (GO): extrinsic component of membrane
Source: RefSeq, a predicted model, not a curated record
CAUCUGGCAAUACCAAUAUUUUGCGCUGCUGAUAAUUUGCGAAUUGCGAUCAUCUCGUGAAAUAAUUUUGAAAUAUCAAAUGAAUUUUCGUGCGUGUUUGUGCAUUGUACGUUUGUUAUUAGUUUAGAUUUAUCGAAAAAUAAUAUUGUUGUGUAACUACCAAGUUAAAUUGUGCGAUUAUGUGUUGCCGGACCAUGACAUGAGUGAACAAGAAUUGUUUUAAAAUUGUUUGAAAAAGUUCACGUCCACGAUGGUGUUUGAGUCUAUUGUGGUGGAUGUGCUGAAUAGGUUUCUGGGGGACUAUGUGGAGAACUUGAACCGGUCUCAGCUGAAACUUGGCAUAUGGGGAGGCGACGUCGUGUUGGAAAACUUGAUAUUGAAACAAAAUGCCCUGGAAGAGCUCAAUAUUCCAGUGCAAACAGUCUAUGGACAUUUAGGCAAACUAGUACUUAAAAUACCAUGGAAGAAUCUUUAUGGGGCGUCGGUGGAGGCGACAGUGGACCGGUUGUUUCUGAUCGUCAACCCUACGGCUGAGAUCAAGUAUGACCCUGAGAAGGAAGAAAAGAUGGCGCUGGCCUCCAAGCAAGCUGAGCUUGCUAGGGUCGAGGAGGCAAAGAAGAUGGAGGCUACAAAAGACGACAACAAACUUGAUGAAACCUUCGUCGAGAAGUUAGUGACACAAAUCAUUAAAAAUGUGCAACUCAAGAUUACUGACAUACACAUACGCUAUGAGGAUAGCAUAACAAAUCCGAAGGCGCCUUUCUCCUUUGGGAUAACGUUGCACAAUCUGUCCGUCCAUACAACCGAUGAAAAUUGGAAGCAAACGAUCAUACAAGAAGCUGUUACUAAGAUCUUCAAGGUAUUGAAUUUGGAAGGGCUCGCCAUAUACUGGAAUCCCGCGACGGAAUUGUAUUCAAGAUCAACCCCACAAGAUAUCAAAACUCGUCUUGAGACGGAGAUAGCUACGAAGACAUCACAGCCUUCUUUCUAUAAAUAUGCAUUGGGCCCAAUAAAUGCCACUGCAAAACUACAACUAAAUCCCAAACCUGAGGGCGAUACUCCAAAGUUUAGCAUACCCAAAGUUAUUUUAAGUUUACACAUGGAACAGCUAUCGGUCAGCUUGACCAAAAGUCAAUACCAAGAUAUGAUGCUAUUAGCUGACUCUAUGGACAGAAUGAGCAAAGGCGUGCCAUACAGAAAAUACCGUCCAGACCUGAAGAGCUACAAAGGCCACUACAAGGAAUGGUGGAAGUUCGCUUACACCUGCAUCCUAGAAGAGGAAGUCCGCCGUCGUAGUCGCAACUGGGAUUGGACUCACAUGCUAUCCCAUAGGAACUUAUGCAAGAGCUAUGCUACUGCGUACCAAACGAAAUUGAGCAGCAAAGGGAAGGUGGCUGCGGACCAACAGAUAGUCCUGGAUAAGGCUGAGAAGACCCUGGACUUGUUGAACUUGGUCGUCAUUCGGCAGAGGAUAGAGAUGGAGGUGGAAAGGUUAGGAAAAUUGGAAGAGGAGGCGAAGAAAUCUCGAGGUUGGUUCAGUGGAUGGUGGGGAGGCGGGUCCAAGGAGGAGGAGCUUGAAGAAGGCACUGCCAUAAUGAAGCAGUUCGAGAAAGCGAUGACGUCAGAAGAGAAAGAAAAGCUCUUCCGUGCCAUUGACUACCAGGAGAACUCGGCGCCACUCCAUCUACCCACGGAAUAUGUGGCUCUUGAGACACAUUUCCGCCUCGACCGAUUACAAGUGGCUGUCAAUGACAUCUCCGAAGUCUUGAAGGCGUGUGUAGACAAUGUCGUGGUGGAUAUGAAGCAGCGGCCCAGUGCUAAUGCCUUGAGGUAA